GAUAAUCUAUUUUUCAUUUUUAAGUUUUUGAAUUUUGUAGUCUAUUUACUAUUACUCACUAAUAAAUUGGCCUUCUUUGAAAUAACAUAAUAGUACCACAGCUCACUGCCAGGGCAAAGGACCAGUAAUCUUACGUCUGUAAUGUGCAGGCCAGCAAAAGCCAGUACACUAAACUAAUUUGUCGCUUUGAUUAAUCCGGAAUGGAUUUAGAAGACGGUUUAGAUGAUCUGUUAGCUGAAGUAUGUGAGCCCACAUCGCCAAAGAAAAUCAAAACUGAUGAACAAGAAUGUGUUGUACAACCAGGGACAUCUAAUUCUAUGGUUAAGAAGUCUGCAAUUUCUAAAACACACUGUGUUUUAGUGAAUCAAAAACAGCGUGGAAACCCAUUGCUCAAAUUUAUAAAAUGUGUUCCAUGGGAGUAUGAUGAAAUAAUUCCAGAUUAUGAAAUAGGCAAAGCGAUAUGCAUUCUGUUCCUGUCAGUACGUUACCAUAAUUUAAAUCCGGAUUACAUUCACAAUAGGUUGAAAGAGUUGGGCAAAAAAUAUGAACUUCGAGUACUUUUAGUGCAGGUUGAUCUCAAAGAUCCACACACAGCAUUGAAAAAUUUAACAAGAAUCUGCCUAUUGACCGAUAUGACACUUAUGUUGGCAUGGAGUCCUGAGGAAGCAGCAAAAAUUUUAGAAAACUAUAAAAUAUUUGAGAACAAACCACCUGAUAAAAUAAUGGAAAAAGUUGAAAAUGAUCCACAUCAAAAGAUAAUAAAUGCCUUGUCAUCUAUAAAACCAGUUAACAAGACUGAUGCAAUGACACUCAUAACAAGGUUCGGUACAUUAGAGAAUAUUAUCCAAGCAACUGAAACAAAACUGGCUGACUGCCCAGGUUUUGGAGCUACCAAAGCCAAAAAACUUUAUAAGGCCCUACAUGAACCAUUUUUAAAAAGGGGCCAGAUAGCCAAGGAGCAAUUGAAAAAUGAUGAAUUUUCUGAAAAUAUAUGCUUAGAAGAUGUGGAAAAAUUUGAAAAUGAAAUUCAAGAAGAGAAGCUUGCCGAAAAAUGAUGGAUUUGGUGAAAAUAUCUGUGAAAAGACAUUGAAAUGAAAGGAUAAAUAAGGUUGUGUGAAGGUACUAUUAAGGACAAGAAAGUAGACAAAUAAAUAAAACAGUGCCAUCUCUUAAAAUACCUAUGAACUAUCGCAGGCCAUGCAUAAUGAACAAGGUUACAUUGUGGGCCCGCAUUGUGCUCUUUAAAAAUGUUGGCAUAAAUGAGUAAUUGCUAUUUUGCUUUUUUAAUGACCAAGUCCGUGCGUUGUAAUCCAACAGAGAAGUCCAUAGUGUGAUGCAGAAAUAUUGUAAAAUGGAAUUUAAAAUAUAUGUAUAAUUAUUCUAACAAAGACCUUGAAGAGGUAGAAAAACUGAUAAAUAAUAUUUAUUACAUGAAUCUAACGUAGUAGGUACCUACUAAGCUAAAUGAAAUA
Pararge aegeria (speckled wood butterfly) is the source of this 1472-nucleotide messenger RNA. It is a transcript of the gene Ercc1, whose product is annotated as DNA excision repair protein ERCC-1. Gene Ontology annotation, cellular component: nucleus; ERCC4-ERCC1 complex; nucleotide-excision repair factor 1 complex. The coding region runs from base 201 to 1055 and encodes 284 amino acids. The transcript has 5 exons. NCBI's taxonomy places the organism in Eukaryota, Metazoa, Arthropoda, Insecta, Lepidoptera, Nymphalidae. Gene Ontology annotation, biological process: mitotic recombination; UV-damage excision repair; nucleotide-excision repair. Gene Ontology annotation, molecular function: single-stranded DNA binding; damaged DNA binding. The record is from RefSeq and is a predicted model, not a curated record.